Gigantopelta aegis is the source of this 3625-nucleotide messenger RNA. RefSeq lists its product as uncharacterized. Gene Ontology annotation, molecular function: 3'-5' DNA helicase activity; four-way junction helicase activity; ATP binding. The record is from RefSeq and is a predicted model, not a curated record. The transcript is spliced from 17 exons. Lineage: Eukaryota; Metazoa; Mollusca; Gastropoda; Neomphalida; Peltospiridae. Bases 140 to 3625 code for a protein of 1161 amino acids. Gene Ontology annotation, biological process: double-strand break repair via homologous recombination. Gene Ontology annotation, cellular component: nucleus; cytoplasm; chromosome.
CGGGAACAAGACUACCGGAUCUUUAGAAUGGAGGUUGUUUACGAGUUUGUAUUUGGAUGCCUUUGCUUUCAAACUCUUUAAAAACACAACAAGACAAAGCGUAUAUAGAAUGGAUCUGAUGUUUUGAACUUUUGGCGGAAUGUCUGGAAUCGUCGACUUAAAGAAGCAGUUGAAGAAAUGGGAAGCAUCUUUCUUUUUAGAACAUUCAAGGAAACCAAAUAAGACUGACAUUGAUGCGUCUGGCAAUAUCAAAGAAAUCUAUGAACAGUACAGCAAAUUGAAGCGCCAAAAAAACGAGGUACAUGUACAAGAUAAGACUGAAAGCAAUUCAUCAUUGUCUGAUUUAAAUAAGUGUGAAACAGACACUAAGAGUGAUGAUGAAAAAACCUGUAACCAACCAGAUUCUUCCACAUCCAUCAAGUCACCACCAACAGGUAGCUGCAACAAACUGGUUUCAUCCAGUUCCAACAAGUCAUUGCUAUCCUCAGAUAUUUGCAGUGAACCAGUUUCAUCCCGAUCCAGCAAGUCACCAUCAUCAAACGUCUGCAAUGAACCAGUUUCAUCCAGAUCCAGCAAGUUAUCACCAGCACCCUCAGAAACGUCCACUGGAAUGGGUGUUGAUGAGACUGAUGGAAGCAGUUCACAUAUUUUGACACCUGAGGACAUUUGGGGUCCAGCGCUCAACAAAGACUUGUCUGUGUCUGAGAGUCAUGGAGAAAAGAGUAAAGAAAAAAAAGAAGUCAAAUCUUCAAGUCUACUGGACAAACUGGGACAAAAGUUGUUUAAAAAUGAGCAGAAACUUUCCAUGCCUGACAGAAACAAAGUGUUUGGAAGCAGAAGAAGAAACAGGUCAAAACCUAAAGUGGAAACUGGAUGCUUGAGGAGUGAAAAUAAUGUGAAUUUUGGUACUCUCUCUACCAGCAGUGAUCCAAUCAAAACCACUAUUAGUGACCAUGACAAGACAGAAGUGAACCAAUCAAAACAUUCUUUACAUAUUUCUAAGGAACUUCUAGAAAAUGAAAAAACUGGCUUGUUAAAAAAUUCAGGAUGUGCUAUGACCACGGAUGAUAACAGCAAACCGAGAUUUAGCUGUAAAUCGUCAUUGAAAAUAUCUUCAGUAUAUAAUAAAAAGGUCAGCCAGAAUUUUGAGGACAAGGAUAAAUCUGUAAAUGAUGAUGUUGUUAUUCCUAAACAUUUCCAGCUGGGUAAAAAGCCACACUUCAACUUUAAUAAGAAGCCAGUUCAGUCGAUUGAAGAACUGGAUUCAUUUGAUCAAAACUUAGAGCUUGAAGACCAGAUACGAGAAGAAAGUCAGAAAUUAAGUAUUCAAGAGGACCCAGCUAAUGAUCACAAAUUGACUGAUUAUACUGAAUCUACAGUUAGUGGACUGAAAAAGAAAUGUUUGAAAAAAUCGCCAAAUAUGUUAAAAAGUUCUGAAAAACCAACAAGACAAAGGAAUCGAAGUGAAAAGAAAUCUGCGACUUCAUAUUGCUCUACUGAGAAUUUAAACAAGAACAAAACUAGUGGUCAAGAAAGCGGUACUGGUGUUGAUAUAAAUGAAACAGGUAUAAAUAAUAAAACUGGAAAAAAGCAAGUUAGUGAUGAUGUUUCUGAAAGAGGUGAUGCUGUAUUUGAUGCUUCAAAUAUUGGAAAAUGUGAUUCAGAGGAAGAUGAAGUGCUUGUAAAAAGAAAACCAUCGGCUAGGAAACGGAAAUUGACUGGCACAGCUGAUUCAGCUAAUAAAAAGUUGAAGCAAAAUCCAGAAGAAACCGAAGCUGCAAGUGUCAAUAAUGAUUAUGUUGGAUCUGAACCUGUGGCUGUUAGUAAAAAAUCACGACCUCUGUCUGCUGCUCCAAGAAAAAAAGCAGCAUCAGCUGAUAAUUUUGUCCGCCUUAACAUGAAAGUUAAAAGGUACAUCAGAAAAGAUGGCCGCCACUUGUCUGGACCCCAGUACAAGAGGAAGCAAUGGAAAGACAAAAUGAAAGCUCGUAGCAAGAGCUAUGGUGACAAGUGUUUUAUAUGUAACAAGGAAGGUCAUUGGUCGAGGGACUGUCCAGAUAAAAAGGGAGGAAAACAGAUGAAAAACAGUGAGCGAGUUGAAGAAAAUGAUUUUCCGUCAAUUCUAGAGGCAGCUGGUAUGAGUCGUGGAAAUCCUGCUACAGUUAUUUCAGAAUCCAACAAAGAUGGCCAACUUGACUCUGUGAUGGAGACUGACCAGGAUGAGAUGAUUCAAGUAGAAAUGUCGAUAGUUCGAUCUCACCGCGAAGUUGUUAUACCACGAUCCAGUGUCCAGCCCCUGUUGACUCUGACACCUGAUGGUAAAAUACCAGAAAAUGUUCCAGAGAUAUACAAAGGCCUCAAAAUGUUUGGUUUUGAUGAAUUUCGACCAGGACAAGAGCAGACUGUGAAACGAAUACUAGCAGGUCUCUCUACCCUGGUAGUUUUGUCAACUGGCGGUGGAAAAAGUCUCUGUUACCAGUUACCAGCCUACCUUUAUGGAAAAAGAUCCAAAAGUCUCACUGUGGUUGUCUCCCCUUUAGUGUCUCUGAUGGAAGAUCAGGUAACUGGUCUUCCAGCGGGUGUUAGAGGAGUCUGUCUUCACUCCAACAUGACGCAGUCUCAACGAGAGGGCGUGUUUGCGGCACUUAAUGAUGGCUCCGUUCACUUCCUGCUUGUCUCCCCUGAAGCGGUGGUCGGUGGAGGGGGAAUGCGGAAUGCAUCGUUUCCCCCGCCUGACAAACUUCCACCAAUACCUUUCGUCUGCAUCGAUGAGGCUCACUGUCUGUCAGAGUGGUCACACAACUUCAGACCCUCCUACCUGAGGCUGUGUAAGGUAUUGCGAGAAAGAUAUGGAGUGAAAUGUUUUCUCGGACUCACAGCCACUGCUACAAAAGCAACUGCUUACGAUGUCUCAAGGCAUCUUGGGAUUGAAGAUGUCAAGGAAGCUACAAUUCGGGGUUCACCAAUUCCUAAAAAUUUGAUUUUGUCCGUGUCUCAGGAUGAAAACAGAGAUGAGGCACUGAUGAACCUUCUGCAAGGUGAGCGGUUUACAGAAUGUGACUCUAUAAUUGUGUACUGCACGCGCCGUGAAGAAGUGAACCGUGUCGCCACGCUUCUGAGAACCUGUCUCCAGAAACCAGAAAUGGAUCUUGGUGUUCCUCUUAGCAAGCCUAUUCCGAAAAAAGGUAAAAAAGGACGGCGAAAGAAGUCACUUGAUGCAGAAAGUUACCACGCUGGUCUAACUCCGGCUCAUAGAAAACGAGUCCAAAAGGACUUCAUGUCUGGUCAUCUUCGCAUCGUCGUGGCAACAGUGGCAUUUGGCAUGGGUCUGGACAAGGCCGAUGUUCGGGCAAUCAUCCACUACAACAUGCCGAAAAGUUUCGAAGGCUACGUCCAGGAGAUUGGGAGAGCUGGGAGGGAUGGGAAAACAUCACAUUGUCAUGUGUUUCUCGAUUCGGAGAUUUCUGGCUAUCCAGAGAUCGGCACCGGGACAGAUUUCUGGCUAUUCAGAGAUCGGCACCCGGACAGAUUUCUGGCUAUCCAGAGAUCGGCACCGGGACAGAUUUCUGGCUAUUCAGAGAUCGGCACCGGGACAGACAUGCUCGAAGCCUUAGUGGUAUGUUAG